AGUGUUUCUCAAUAUGUGGGGGAGAGAGAUCAAAGAAAGAGAGGACUUGCUUUUUGCUUUCCUUGCUACCUGUUUAAUUAUUGUGCAUCUCUCUCUCUCUCUCCAUUCUUGGUUCAGUCUCGGUUUUAUGACACCAUCCUUUUAUGCAUUAACAUAUGUUGACUAAUCCUAACCAAUCAACUCUUCUCCUUUUCUUUUCCCCUUUUUCUGAUAAAAAGAAAAAAUCUCCUCCCAUUUUUCUUGGUGAAACAUCAACAGAAACGCCCAUCUUUCUUUUUCUGAGCCAAUUGCUUCAUAUCCUUGAAACUUCUGUGCCUUUGUUCUUGCAUAAAGGUUCAGCUCUUCUAGAGAUGACUAGCUUGCAUGAGGAGGCAGAAAAAUCAUCUCUUAUGCUGCGGUGCUGAUAGAGGUUUCUUGAUGUUUCUUGGAUUCAUGUCCAAACUGGAGCCCGUAAACAACACACAGACAUCAAUCUUCUUUAGUCACUCUAGAAGGUUGAAAGCUAAAUCUGUUGAAGUUUUACAGCUGUGUAGUUAGUCCUUUGUGAUCUCGCGGGAUCAAAGGAAUACCCAGGCUAGAUGACACAUAGAGGAGAUCAGAUUUGCCCAGAAAUGAGAGUCUGAGAUUCUGCAAUUUUUUCACCUAAAAAGGUGACUGAAGCAAAGACACAAUUUUUCUGAUUCUUCACAUAAGCAAUGGACCUGGCCUGAGGCUGAGGGUGAAGUAUAAAGCUAACUUUCUGAAAGGAAGCUCCUGUUUGUUGUUGAUCCAUUCUUAGUUACACUUUGCUGGGAAGCUCUUCCGAAGUUUCUCGAUUGAUCAUCUUAAAAUGGAUAGACCAUAGUUGUCUGAAUUUCUGGUAGUUCGAAGCGCAUUUGCUGAAAGGUGAGGCUAUUGAGACUCGGAAUCUGGUCAUGAGCCCUGGAAUUUGGAUAAAAACAAAAAGGAACCACAAAGAUGAAGUUUAUGAAACUUGGGACAAGGCCAGACACAUUUUACACAGAAGAAGCAACAAGAACUGUGACUUCAGAUACACCGACAGACCUAAUUUUACGAAUCAACAACAUCAAUUAUCUUCUCCAUAAGUUGCAGUUUGCUCUGCUACCAAAAUGCGGUCUCUUACAACAGCUUUGCCCAACGGAUGAUGGUGAAAUCACCAUAGAUCUCCACGACAUUCCUGGAGGUGAAGAGGCUUUUGAGUUGUGCGCUAAAUAUUGCUACGGAAUUACCAUCAACUUCAGCGCGUAUAACUUUCUACCUGCAUUUUGCGCUGCCAAGUUCCUCCGGAUGACCGAAGCGGUGGAAAAAGGAAAUUUUGUGCUGAAGCUCGAGGCUUUCUUCCAUUCGUGCAUCCUCGAGGGCUGGAAGGACUCCAUCAUCACGCUUCAGACUACAAUCAAAUUACCUGAAUGGUCUGAAUCUCUUGGAAUUGCUAGGAGGUGCAUGGACUCAAUUGUGGAGAAAAUUCUCACUCCUCCACCGAAGGUCACAUGGUCUUAUACUUAUACGAGACCAGGAUAUGACAAGAAACAUCGCCAAUCCGUACCUCGUGACUGGUGGACAGAAGAUAUUUCUGAUCUAGACAUAGACCUGUUCCGAUAUAUUAUCGUUGCAGUACGAUCGACCAAUAUGCUUCCUUCACAGCUUAUUGGUGAAGCUUUGCAUGUCUAUGCCUCUCGCUGGCUACCAGACACGACUAGGACUAGGACUAGGACUAUCGGAAGUGCUGCAUCACAACCAGAAGAAAUCACAGUGAAGAACCGGCGAAUCCUAGAGGCUAUCGUGAGCAUGAUCCCAGCAGAACGGGGUUCUCUUUCAAUUAAUUUCCUGCUAAGGCUUCUGAGUCUUGCAAACUAUCUAGGAUCAUCUCCAUUAACUAAAACUGAACUCGUCCGGAGGUCCAGUCAACAGUUGGAAGAGGCAACAGUGAGCGAUCUGCUGUUUCCUUCUUAUUCCACAUCAGACCAACACUUAUACGAUGUGGAAUUGGUACGGUCGGUGUUGGAAAGUUUUUGGGUACUGUGGAGAAGACAAGCUCCUGGACCUUCAGAGAAGGGAGAGUCUAUGAGAUCAGUUAGGAAGGUCGGGAAGCUCAUUGAUUCUUAUCUUCAAGUGAUAUCCAAGGACGUCAACAUGCCUGCGUCGAAAGUAGUAUCUCUUGCCGAAUGCUUGCCAGAUGUUGCCAGGCCACUGCAUGAUGACCUCUACAAAGCUAUUAACAUCUACCUGAAGCAGGAGCAUCCUGAUUUGUCCAAAGCCGACAAGAAGUUCCUCUGUCGGAUUUUAGAUUGCCAGAAGCUGUCUCCGGAGGUACGGGCACAUGCCGUGAAGAACGAGCGCCUGCCCUUACGGACCGUGGUUCAAGCCCUCUUCUUCGACCAAGAGAAAACCGCGAGGGGAGCAACAACACCUCAUAAUAGCUUGACUUCAUAUGACACCACAACUAGGGGAAAGGAGACACUCGCUGCAAGAGAAGAUCAAGGCAAGCAAAAGCUAAGCCCGGAAGUUCGAUUUCCAAGAGCAGAUGGCCCGACAAUAUUCGUAGCCGAAACCAGCACAACAGAUCAUCCUAGGAUAAUGCAACCGGACAUUAAGCUACCUCGAGAAUUGGAGAGGAAGUUGGUGAUGAGGGAGACAGAGGAAGGAGUAGAGUCAUCAGAGAAGGCAAAGGAUGUCGCCACAGAGGAAAGAUCGCAAAGAAGCAUGUCGGACCCUCAUAAGAUCGGGAAAAGAACUGGCAAAACGGAUCGCGGCCAUAAUAAAGGGCGAGAGAGAUAGUGAAUUGGCUGAUGGUCGUAUAUAUCGGCAAGAAGCAUUGCAUUACGCUUCAGGAGGAUCUGUAACUUCUCCUAUGCCCAUCAAUUAGUUUGGUUCUGAGUCAUCAUUUACAAUGUAAUCUACAAUUUGUGAAGUAGACACAGCUUCUAUAAGAUGAGAAUCUCCAUAAACCAAAGAAGAAAUUCUUCAGAAACUAAUCCUAAACCAUUCAUUAUCCAAUAUACCAGCAACGUAGACUGCUAUAUGCA
Messenger RNA from Syzygium oleosum, 3026 nucleotides. Its product is annotated as BTB/POZ domain-containing protein At5g47800-like. The coding region runs from base 958 to 2778 and encodes 606 amino acids. The transcript is spliced from 7 exons. The record is from RefSeq and is a predicted model, not a curated record. Lineage: Eukaryota; Viridiplantae; Streptophyta; Magnoliopsida; Myrtales; Myrtaceae.